Molecule: messenger RNA, 1215 nt
Organism: Oikopleura dioica
Lineage: Eukaryota; Metazoa; Chordata; Appendicularia; Copelata; Oikopleuridae
Source: the annotation of a GenBank genome assembly
AUGGAGAUCCCGAAGGAAUUCAAAUUGUUGAGUAGCGAAGUUGAUUGGUGUGAAGAAAAUUAUAGAGUUACGCCUUUUAUCGCAGAAUUUUGGAAUACAGUCAGCAAUGCAAUAUUUCUGAUUAUUCCUCCAAUCCUUUCGAUCAAAUACAAAAAUUAUGGCGAAGUACUAAGAGUUCCUGUUGGUUAUGUUUGGGCUCUAUUGACGAUUGUUGGACUUGGGUCGAUAUAUUUCCACAGUACGUUGUCACUGGUCGGACAAUUGGUCGAUGAAAUCGCUAUUUUGUGGGUUAUCAUGUGUGCUUGGGCCCUAUUCCUUCCCUCAUUUAUGCUUCCUUAUCCGAUGAAGCGAGAGUCAUUCUAUCGCAUGAUGACUGUUCUUACGGUAACAUUCACUGUAAUUUGCUUUAUGAACCCUGAGAUCAAUCACAACGCACUUCAUUUCUUUGCCAUUCCAUGCGUUGCCAUUGUCAUUUACGCGAGUUCAAUAACGAAAUCCGAAACAAUCAAGAAGCUCAACAAAAUAAGCAUCUUUUGGUUUGUUCUUGGCUUCUCAAGUUGGCUAAUUGAUCGAAAUUUGUGCGAAUAUGUGUCGGCUUUUCCAUAUUUGCACUGCUUCUGGCACCUGUUUAUAUGCAUUGGCGCAUAUUUAAGCAUUGUCUCGCAAAGCUUCUUCUACGCCGAAAUGGAGCACCCCGAAUCUUCACCAGAAAUAAAAUUCUUUCCUUUCGAAAAUGAGGAAAGUUGGCGCUUUGUUGGCGUCCCUUAUAAAUCAAGAAGCACUACCAUGCCCGUCGCCAAAGAAAUUCAAAACCUCGCCGCCACCUGGAAGCAAAGCGGACAGGAGAAUAUCGAUAAACAACUCGAGGCUGCAGGUCUUGGCUGGGCGAAGAGAAAAAUUGCCGUUAAUUUGAGUACAACCGUCACUUUUUCAUUCCCCGACGAUGAUACAUUCCAUGUCGACUUUACCACGAAAGUAAUGAGCAAGAAAGAAAAAUUCAGCAUCUCAAAAGUCACCAAGCACAAAAAUUUCCUUGAUGAAGAUGUCGAGUCCGAGCUCUUUAUCGAAGACGGACAUUUGGUCAUGGUGACUCGGGGCGGCUCCCCCGGUGAGAUCCGAACAGUUCGAAUUGUCGAAGGCGACAAGCUCACCAUCAAAACUACUGUCGUAAAGAAAAACGUUACUGGCAUUCGCUAUUUUGAAAGACAAAAGUAA